Molecule: messenger RNA, 987 nt
Organism: Rodentolepis nana
Lineage: Eukaryota; Metazoa; Platyhelminthes; Cestoda; Cyclophyllidea; Hymenolepididae
Source: the annotation of a GenBank genome assembly
AUGUUGUUCGAGCAAGCUGUUAGGCGGUUUCGACGUGAACUCCCAACUUCACCGGGUGCACAAAUCAUCGAUCCUUUGGAAUGGGAUUAUAACGGGAACUAUAGUAACUCAAUCGAUGCAGCAGCUGGACGAUUCAAUGGAAAAUAUAAUUAUCAGAAGGUUUCUUUCCGACGUAUUCCCAAGGAGGUAAAUUGGGCUUUAUUUCAUAACAAUGAGUCGGCUUCAUCGCCAUCUCGCCCUGUAAUAAGUUCAGCUCUUGUCAAUCAUUCAAUCACAAAAUCGACAGCGAUUUCACCAUCUAUAGCUCGCAGACGUCCACGAGCUUCUGGAAUUGUGUCCCCUUUAAGUAGUGAAGGACUUCCAAUUCUUGUGAAACCGCCGAACCCUACACGACAAUCGAAUCUUCCGAAUAGUAAUCAAUUGGAGGCCGUUGUGAAAACACCGCAAACGAUUGCAUCCAUUGACGAGCCGCAUAAAUUGACUUUCAACCGGAGAGUAUCUUGCCAUCGUCGGGGUUUGAGUGAGGCCUCGGCUUUACUUCUCAAAGCCAGCAAUGUCAGACAAACGAACAGUUUGGGUGAUCUACAACCCACCCCGAAUCCAUUUGAGUCGAAAAGUCCUGGAGUGAAAAACGACAUUGAUGUAGAUUUAUUUGGCGCAGCCUUUGAUGCCAUUCGAAAUCAAAGUCGAGCACCUGACAAGCCAAUUGUGAGUAGGAGUUUAGAGCAGCCUUCGGGUAGCUUCUUCCGGAGGCAUAUUCAACGGCAAUUCCAAGAUCCUUUCGAUGGUGAUUGGCCUUCAGGCGAAAUUGGCCGCAUGCUUCCAGUCCAACACCUUUUGAGGCUUCUUGGUCCUUCCCCCACGCCCAUCUUCCUUACCUUCCAUAGGCAUUUGUGGCAUUUCAUUAUGCGAUGGCGUAUUAAUACACCUUUCUAUAGCAAAUAUAUUGCCUUUCCUCCAACACUAUCAUCAAACGAUGCUGAUUAA